GGCUCACCUAUCCCAAUCCACGCGCGUGCCAUGGCGAAGAUUCAAAAAAUUAAACUCCCAGCUCACACGCUCCGAUCAGUUGACAACGGAGCCCACUCUCGCAAACAUGUUUACGGCGAAGUCUUCUGCGCUUCUCCUGUUCCUCGGUACCGUAGCUGAGGCAAUCACGUUGCUGCCAUGCGAGAUCCCUAAUGAAGACGCGAUCGGUUACUGCAUUCCAACGUUCGGAUGCACAGCCUACCAGAAGUUGAUCGCUACCGGACCUUUGGACUACGAACAGCAAGAGUUUGUUAACCAACUAAAUUGCUCCCGGACGGCAGUUUGCUGCCCACCGAGGGCCAACGUUUACCAGAAUCCCCGAAUAGAGUUACCGAAGUUAGACAAAGAUUUGAUCGCGAAUUGUGGUGCGGACACCACCGAGGACCGGAUCUUUGGAGGCCAAGUUACCACCAUCGACGAAUUCCCAUGGUUGGCGUUGUUGUUCUACGAGUCGAUGCAAACCGGAAUGUUGCACCCGUCGUGUGGAGGGGCAUUGGUGGCGAAACGCUGGGUACUCACGGCUGCCCAUUGUGUUACGGGGAAGAGUUAUACGAACUUGGGGCCACUCAAAUUUGUCCGACUGGGAGAGCACAAUCUGGACACGGAAGUGGACUGUGAUUUGAACGAAGACUGCAACGAAAAGGCACUCGAUGUUGAAGUGGAGAAAGCUAUCCCCCAUCCGGACUAUGAUAGUAAAAGCUGGGAUCGAUACAACGAUGUGGCGUUGGUCAAACUGGCCAAUGAUGCUCCGUUCACGGACUUCAUUCGACACAUUUGUUUGCCAGGCUACUACAAUUUAACGGAACAGUUGAGCAAGGAAAACAUGAAGUAUGUGGCGGCUGGCUGGGGACGGACGGAUUUCUACAACACCAGCACCAGCGUACCGAGUAAACUAAAGCUGAAAGUCAGUUUACCGCACGUCGAUCAGGAACGUUGCCGAACAGUCUACGCGGAGCAUACGAUUCGCAUAGCCGACAGCCAAAUCUGCGCCGGCGGUCAGAAAGCGCACGACACCUGCCGGGGGGACAGCGGUUCCCCGUUGAUGUACUACAACCGGCAGCAUGCCCGUUGGUUUGCCUACGGCAUCGUCAGCCGGGGUCCGUCCCAGUGCGGCACCGAAGGGGUUCCCAGUAUUUAUACGAAUAUUUUCAAAUAUGGGGACUGGGUCAGGAGAACAAUUGCAAGUAAUUGAGCAGGAGGAAAGCAGGGAUGUUGUUAUUAAGAGAUUGAAAUAAAAUGGGAAUAACAAAAUGAAGCAUAAAGAUGUUUCUGUUGUUAAUCCUUUCGGGACAAGAAAGAAAUAAUCCCUUUCACCCCCUGUGAUUCGUUGUCAAGGUCCGUUGCAAUGUCAAGAAAAGUGAACCACCAUAGAGAGUGUACAAACAAGGUCAAUCAAUG
This is a messenger RNA of Aedes albopictus (Asian tiger mosquito), 1437 nucleotides long. RefSeq names its product CLIP domain-containing serine protease B8. The transcript is spliced from 4 exons. The record is from RefSeq and is a predicted model, not a curated record. Lineage: Eukaryota; Metazoa; Arthropoda; Insecta; Diptera; Culicidae. Gene Ontology annotation, molecular function: serine-type endopeptidase activity. The coding region runs from base 107 to 1231 and encodes 374 amino acids. Gene Ontology annotation, biological process: proteolysis.